AUGCGGGUGUUUUUAUGUAUUUUUGCCCUAGUUUUAGCCGUAAAAGCAGAAAAACGGUUUCGAUCUGAUAAGAUCAACUACAUUUAUGAUAAAGCGCUACAACACGUCCAGGAUAAGCAAAGACUGUCCAAGUUAGAGGUUUGGAUGAAUUUAUCGUAAUAAUUUGAAUGAAACAUAUUAGUCUGAACUUUCAAACUACGACGGGGUCUAUCUGGACACUAAAGAUCUCCACGGUUCUGGAAAGGUCUUAUUUUUAAUUUUUUGAAAAUAAAAAAGUAUUUUAGGUCGCGGAUUUGAACAAAGCACUUGGAAAGCUCGAUAAGAAACUUGUCACAGUUUUGGAAAAGUAUGGCCUUGAAGAAACCGUGCAAUCUUUCAAAGAGGUACAUAAAUUUUUUUAGAGGGUAAAAUUGAUUGGAUUUACAGAAAAUGAAGCUGAAAAACGCCUGGGAAUACAAAGAAGAGAAUUUGGAGCUGCCUUCGGAAAAAUUUGCCGACGAAAGAUUGCAAAAAAUUUGGCAACAGGCGAUGAUCGGCAAAUUUUCCGACAGCGAAAUGCUUGGUUUGUUAAUUACAGGUGUUUUUUUUCGCACAGUGUUCUGUUUGUUCAGAACUUCACAAAGAACUGAAGGAAGUGGAACGGAAAAUGAACAUCUACCACGACUCGCUCAACGAGUUCAACAAGGUGAAUAACUUGAUUAGAUAAGGAACAGUUGAUAAAGAAUGUGUCAAUUAAUUUUUUUGCGAGAUUUACAGUUUCAAAAUAUUUUUUUAUAAUAUUUUUAAUCAUUUUCAGGGUCCCCACGAGAAUUCUGUGAAUGCAGAUCAUGAUGAUCAUCGAGAAAAGGUUUUUUUCUAAAUAAUAAAAAAAGAUGUCUUUCAUGGCAAAAAAAUGUUCAUUCUAGAGGUUUUUUUUAAUAAGUGGUGUUGUCUUGCAUAGAAGCAGCAUUUAUUUCUAACUAUUUAAAUAUUUCAAAUUUUUGAGAAACAGGAAAAAGUCUUUUUGAUUUUGAUUUUUUUGCUCAAAAAAACUCCAUAUACUCAUGUUGUUGUCUCGAAAAAGCCUUGGCGAAAGUUUUUUUCGAUUGAAAUCUUCGAAUUCAAAAAGUAGCGAAAUUUCUCUAAAUUUUUUUGGAUAUAGUGUUUGAGAAACCGGAAGUUCAUUUUUUUAAAUUUUUUUACUUGCGAAAUUAAGUCAAAAAUAACAUGAGUUUCAGUUCUAAAUUGAUAAAAUAACAUUUUUAUUUAGGUUCAAUUUUGGAUAGUUAAUUCAUUUUGUUUUCAUUUAUUUGAGAAUUUCGGGAACUUUUUUUAUAACUUCGAAAAAGUUAUUUUUUUCUUCCAUGUGAAAAAAAUAUAAAAGGAAGUUUUUUACAAUUUUGUUUCCGUACUAAGGAAGAUUUUCUAGUUUCAUCGACGAUAAGAAUUGUGAAAUCGUGUUUUUGUUCAUUUCAUUUCUGUCUUGUUUCAAAUGAUUAUUUUUUUAAACAAAUCUAGCUUGAUUUUUUUGGAUUUUCUCUUGAAAUUUCGUUUUUCCAGAAGUUUAAUGAAUCCUAAAAAUCAAGUUUGUUCUUUGGUUUCCUUAAUAGUUUGUUUGAUAUUUUAAAAAUAUAAAAAUUUUCAUCACCUUAAAGGAUAAAUUGAAGCCUUUAAACAAGUUUCGGGACAAUUUUUAUUUUUUUUUAAAUUCGUUCCAAAAUUUCAAUAUACCUUUCCUUUUUUUCUUGUUUUUGGUUUUAAUUUUGAAAAAUUAUUUUUUUUCUUGGUUGCAGAGGCUGAUAAGAGUUAAUCAGACGCCUAAAAAAACAAUUAUUUUAGCUGGUUUAUUUUAUAAGUAUUUUUGCAUAUUUUGCUACUGUCUUUUUGCUGUUUCUGGUUUCCCAUAAUAUUGAGAAAAAAAACUUUUAAUUUGUUCAACUUCUCCACACCUAAUUUAUUUUGAAACUCUGUUUCAGGUGAAACAGCUGAAAAAAGCCAACAAGGAGAUGAACGAUCACCUGUCGGAAGUCCACAAACGCGUCACUUCUGAGGAAUAUUCGCCCUUCCGCGAGGAAAAAGUCAAAAGAUUGUGGAAAUUGGUUAGUUUUCCAUGAAGAAAAAUGGAAGAUUCGUUUUUUCUAUAGGCUCAAGCGAACUCGAACUUUACGACCCACGAUUUGGACAUUUUGAAAGAGGAAUUGCUCCAUUUCGACAAUCAAUUGAAGAAAAUUGAUUUUCACAAGGUUUGAAUUUUUUUUUUAAUUAAUGGAGAAGAGAAGUCCUUUGAGAAAUUUUUUUCUAAUUUUCUAAAUAAUUAAAAUUUUCCAUUUUCUGAAUGGAAAGGUUUUUGUGUCAACUUUUUACAGCUAAAAUAUCAGAAAAAAAUCCAUUUUUUUUUCUAUUUUGAAUGUUACUGCGUUUGAAUUAUUAUUGAUCAUUGCUGCGAGAAAAAAAUUUGAAAAAAAGCUUCGUAAAAAAAUUACAUUAGUUAUUAAAUGGAAACGACGCACUAACUAUUAAAAAUUUUUGCAUCAAAAAUAACAUGUUUUUUUAUAAAUGCGUGAAAAACUGAAUCAAUGAAAUUUCAUGAAUCAAUAAAUAAAUACAUUUGACGGAAUUAGAGUCCUCAUACUCCAUUCGUCUACAGCUUUUCUUUCGUUAAACUUUCAGAAAAGAGAAAAAACAGUAAAAAUUGGAAUGGCUUGAGAUCUAGUGGUUGAUUUAAGUUGCACCCGACUAAAAACGGCUUUCGCCCUGGAGCAUCGCAAAAUGUUAGAGUAACCUGUUCAAGUUCAAUUUUGAACCGUAGCGCGACCGCAACGCUUUGAGCCAUUCCAAAUGCGGUUUUAAUUCCUAUUUGAAUACUUUGUUUAUUUUUCUGAUUUGGAGAAACCUGAAGAUCUAAAGAAUGUGCCUUUUAUUUUUCAAAUAGUCAUCGAUUAGUAUGUGGAAUGAAUAAAUGAAUAAGUUGUAUAUAAUAAAAGUGGGAAAUACAGGAAUUCGUGAAAAAAAUUAGCUCGUAAUUGGGGCCGAUUUGCAGAAAGAACUCGGAACGAUGAAGGAAAUGCGGGAAAAAGAGGGCAAAUCGAGUUUGCAGAAUAUCGAAGGCGCCGAGCUCGAGGCCCGCCAUGAGAAGUUGUCGCGGAAAAUCCGCAAACUCGAGAAAUAUCUCGAGACCAAAGUCACCCAUUCCGAACUUUGAUCUGUAGAUUUGAUUCUGAACAAAAGUCUUUUCGUCUUGAGACCUUCCUCAAAUCUUCCUAUGCUCCUUUAAACACCUUAAAAAGGCCUUUACAGUCCGUUUUUCGCGACUUGGAACUGUUGUUCUCUCUGCGCCCUCCUCUCGGCAACUCUCUCAUUUCGCUGUGCUAUUUCCAUGUUUCUCUGACCUCAAUGCUGAAGGAAAAGAGACGCAGACAGGUCAGACGGUUUCAAGUAUUGGUGAAUGAAGACGUAUUUUUCAUUUUCCGCCACUUGAAAAUGUUCUUUUUCUCUGCGCCCUCCUUGUCUCUCGACGACCCUCUCAUAUUACCGUGCUUUUUCAUCUUUCUCUGACAUCUCCAGCGAGAGAACAGAGAGACGCAGACACUCGAGAAUUUUCAAAUCUCGCCGAACGGACUAUAGAAAGUUUAUUCAUAGUACAUUCUAUAGAUUGUAGAUUUAUCACUUACCGCAUUUUGCUCAAAAUCUGGUCCCAAAUCGUGCUCUUUUAAUAUAAUAUCCGGGUAAACGUUGGUGUAGGUUCCUUGUUAUUUUGUUCACUUUGUUCCCCUGUCAUAUUCCCCUCAAUCCAAAAAAUGUGACAUUUCCUGUCUAAUCCGUUAUUAUUUGUGCACCUUUUUCGUUUCCUUUGUUAUGGACUUGAUAACAUUUUUUUGCGGCGUGUAUAAAUAAUCGCGACACAACCUCGCAUUGUGCCUCUUAUCUCACUGACCGCGUUAUCGCAAUUUCGCAAUUAUUAUCUUUGAAAAUGUUGCGAUUUUUUGUGGAGUCAUUUCAAAGGUAAACUGCAGACUGAUGUUUGACCGAAUCGUCCAGUUCACCCGGAAGCGGCUCGCCUCCGAAGAUUUUCCGCAGUUUGGAUCCGUCGACACCAAGGAGAACUGCCAUCAGCCCAUUGGUUCGUCAAAAAUCAAAAAACUUUCCAAUUAUUUCGCUAGGGAAUUUUUUUCAUGUGGUAGAUCUAGUCUCUAGCCUAUUGGAAAAGUCGCAAAUUACUUUAUUUGUUCAUUUUUUAAGCUUCUUCCCACAAAAAAUUGAAUAUUUUCUCGGAUUUUCAUCCCGAGUUCCAUAACUAUUUUUCAUAGCAUCUCAGUUUCUAGUAGACCCUUGUUAGUGAAAAAUUAUUUCAAAAAGUUGAAAAAUUUUUUUCAAGAAUUUUGUAGUAGUUCUAAAAAAAUCAGUUAUUUUUCAAAAAUUUCAAAAAAACUUAUUGACUGUAAUAAUGCCUUGAAAAAUUGAAAGGCUAAUGUAUCUGAGUUGUAACGGAGAAGUUUCAUUUUUUUAAUAAUUAUUUUUUUCAAUUAUCUUUUCCAUUUUGGUCAGCCGUUUUUCUAAGGGUUCCAAAGAAUUUUUUUAGGGUUCAAUUAUUUGAGGUUUCUCGAAAUGAUGUCUCUUAUGCCGUGUUCAAAGCAGUUUUGACAACUUCAAAAUUGACGCGUUAUCCGUUUAGAUUAAUUUAGCGAAAUACGCAAAAUCGGGAUUUCGAGAGCCGUUAGAAAAUUUGGAUCCUUCAACUAGAUUGCGAAUUCAAAAUUUUGGUUGAAAAAUGCUCGAAAAGUUUCAAAAUUUGGAGUUUCGCGCGUAAAAGUCGUUAACUCGUUGUGAUGCCGAUGUUUACACUGCACUCGAAAUUCAAAUUUUGUCCAUUUCGCGAAAUAAUUUCGAAAGAAUCGCCGAAAUUACUUUGGACACGACAUUAGACUUUCCGGGGGACAGUUUUCGCUUUUCUUAAGGGAUGACUAGAUACAUAUUUAAGUGGACCCUAAGGUGAACCUUUUUCUUUUCAAGUACCACUUUAAAAAGCAUGAAGCUCCUUUAUUCAAUCCUUAAAGUACUGACUUGAAUCAGCGGCGAAUUUAUUUUACUUCUGACUGAACCUUCAGUUUUUGAUAUUUUCAUUUCAAGAGAAAAAAAUGAAGACGACUCCGAAACAGAAAGUCUGCGCCAAGUGUUUGGCUGGCGACGGCGGCCACAUCACUCACAUUCUAACCGACGCCACCUAA
Caenorhabditis auriculariae is the source of this 5204-nucleotide messenger RNA. Lineage: Eukaryota; Metazoa; Nematoda; Chromadorea; Rhabditida; Rhabditidae. The record is from the annotation of a GenBank genome assembly.